AAAUUUUUAGCAAAGCCCUAUUUUGUAUACUCAUUAUAUCCUUUGUGUAAAAGAUCUGUACAGACGCGAGCAAAAGCCGUUAUUGUGACUUACACAUAGGUACAGUCGGUUACGGAAAUUAAUAACUUGUACUUUAUAACUCAGUAAUGUCACGUACAAUGUUUUAUUGUUUCGAACUGUUUAAGUACAGUCGCAGCCAACAGUAACAAUUACGUCCCGAAUGUAUAAUCACCUACAAAAUUACACAAAUAUAUUUUGUAAUCUUUAAUCUUUCUGAGUUCCAUUUGUUUCGAUACGAUAAAUUGAAUUGCAGAUAACAUAUGUUUGGUAUAUAACCAGGGUUUUCAUAUAAAAGUGUCAGUGUGAUUAUGUCAAUAAAUGUCUGACGGCCCGUCAGGGUUACCUCCGGCGUCAUUGUCAAAAUGCAAAACGCACGAAAUGUGGGCGGCUAUGACUCGGUCAAUUGAAAUUCUAGUGGCAUUCUUCGAGUACUAUGCACAAAGGGCGCAACUCGAAACCACAUCAACAAGUUCACCACAAGCCAAAUCGCCAGCCGGCAGCAGCGCCGGAGCUGUCGCCAGUGCAUCCACUGCGCAGGGAGAACGUACACCAACUGUCCACAAUAAACAGCUCCAGAAUGUCAAGGGACAGGAACAUCCGGCGCAUCCAUCUAUGGCGUUCCUGCAGAAUCGCUCUAUAUCCCUGGUCGACAUGUAUAUCGAUAACACGGAGCCCUCAGAGAAUGUGGGGCAGAUUCACUUCUCGCUGGAGUACGACUUUCAGAAUACUACCCUGAUUCUGAAGAUUAUACAGGGUAAGGAGCUCCCAGCCAAGGACCUCAGCGGUACAUCCGAUCCCUACGUGCGUGUAACCCUUCUACCUGACAAGAAACAUCGCUUGGAGACAAAGAUCAAACGCCGUACGCUCAACCCGAGAUGGAAUGAAACGUUCUACUUCGAAGGAUUUCCAAUACAGAAGCUACAAGCCAGGGUUUUACACCUACACGUCUUCGACUACGAUCGCUUCUCACGGGAUGACUCCAUUGGUGAGGUCUUCCUUCCUCUUUGUCAGGUUGACUUCAGCGAAAAGCCUUCUUUCUGGAAGGCGUUAAAGCCUCCAGCCAAAGACAAGUGUGGUGAGCUUUUGACAUCAUUGUGUUAUCAUCCCAGCAACAGUGUCCUGACUCUGACACUGCUUAAAGCCCGUAACCUGAAGGCGAAGGAUAUCAAUGGAAAAUCUGACCCGUACGUGAAAGUGUGGCUCCAAUUCGGGGACAAGCGCAUAGAGAAACGCAAAACUGCAGUAUUUAAAUGCACACUCAACCCAGUGUUCAACGACUCCUUCUCCUUCAACGUACCCUGGGAGAAGAUCAGGGAAUGUUCUCUGGACGUCCAGGUUAUGGACUUCGAUAAUAUUGGCAGGAAUGAGUUGAUUGGACGGAUAUUGUUAGCUGGAAAAAACGGUUCUGGAGCGACAGAAACAAAACAUUGGCAGGAUAUGAUUACGAAGCCACGACAAACCAUAGUGCAGUGGCAUCGCUUGAAACCAGAAUAAAUUGUUAAAAUUUUAAAAAAAACGUCAUAAGACUGAACGGUUAAAUAUGAAUUUCACUUCUUGAAUUUCCAGUGUCGGAAUGGAUGUGCCAAAUUUUUAUCCUUUUCUAUAAACUGAGUACAUGAAUUGUCACGCCAUCUAGUUUAUAUUUUCAGAUAUUGUAUACGUUUGAAGUUCGCCUUCAUUAACAAAUUGCCCUAAAUGUUUUAUCCAUUUUCAUAAAUAUGUUGCCACAUCCAUUUCAGACAUUAUCUUCAUGAUCAUGACACUAGUGCUGUGCUACGCAAAUAACAGUUCUAUAAAAUCACUGCUAGUCUGUGAUUUUCAGGGUUGCUUAAAAAUAGAAUAAUAAUUUUUAGCGUGAUCACGUUAAUCUUAUAAGAUUUUUUUAGAAAAAAUGUAUUUAUACUAAAAUAUUAAAACUGAAUUGUAUCUAUAUUUUUAAAUAACCCUGACUAGCACAAUACUCAAACACCAAUAAUGUAGUAAUAUGUCAAUUCAGUUAUUUGACGCAGAGCACUAAACGUUACAUUGCUAUGACACUAAUCUUUGCAGACUUUAGAAACCCUCAAAGAGCGCGUCGCAAGUCUUUUACGUGAGAAGGCAUUAUGCCUUGUGGAGUUUUAUAUUUUACGAUAAUUGGUAUAUAAGUAGAAAUAGUCUGUACAUUGCUUAAAUAUAACUACAAUUACAGCUAACGGCUCUUUGACUAAGAUUAGAAAACGUUUCACAUUAGUUAAAUUUAUUUGUCAGUCUUCAAACGCAACUAAAUAAAAAAUUCCAGUUAUAAUUUCAAAAUAUACACUAUAUGCGUCUUUUAAUCAUACUCUAAGAGCAAAUCGAUAAAAUAUAAGGCUCCCAUAUUAAUCGACUUAAGUUAAACUGUUCUAAACUCUAACAAACAUGCAAUGAUCUGAUAAUCUGGGCUUGAAACAAAAUUACUUUUCGACAGGCGUGACUCCCUAACCAAUCUAUUGUAUGAAAACGGUCAUAUGACCUAUAGAGAGCUAACGUCAUUACAAUUUCGUUUGGCGUUAUUAUGUGAUACCUGUCAAAAAGUGAUUUCAUCACAAGACUCUUGAAAACUAUCCCAACACUAUUAACUUCAAUCGAUUAAUACCUUACCUUUCAUACUCUUCUCUAAAAUUGACGUUUUAAUAUAAGAGUUGAAUUGAGUCAAUGUUAAAUUAUAAUUAGAAUUGUCUAUUGUUACGGUAGGUAUUGUAAAAUGAAAGUCGAGUUCGUAUCGCACAAAAUGAGUAGUUUUGACGUUUCGUCAUGUUAUGUAGAAACGUCAGUGUCAGUUCAGUUUGACAGUCGGUGUUAUCGAAACUUUUUACAACAAAUUAAUGGCGUAUAUCUAUUUUCUUAUACGAAUUUACCGUAUUACAAUAUUAAAUAUAGUUUAUAUUGAAUUUCAAAUAACUUUUCUCAUGUUUUAGUGAUCUUAAAAUGAACUAAAUCAAUAAUAAUGAUUUUUUGUGUUUCCUCAAUAAAUGAAUACCAAUUUCGAAUUAAAAGUUUUGAUAACACAGACAAUUUAUUUAUUCGUUGCAAAUAGUAUUUAGAAAUGUGGUUUAAUAUAGAAACGUAGAAUAAAUUUGUAGUUUAAUAGUUAACGUUAAUUUUUAAUUACAGGAUUAUAAUUUUUUGUAUUCUACUUGGAAAGUUAAUAUUAAAAUAAU
Molecule: messenger RNA, 3239 nt
Organism: Pieris napi
Lineage: Eukaryota; Metazoa; Arthropoda; Insecta; Lepidoptera; Pieridae
Gene: Syt7
Product: synaptotagmin-7
Exons: 9
Coding region: 379-1554 (391 amino acids)
Biological process (GO): calcium-ion regulated exocytosis; cellular response to calcium ion; vesicle fusion
Cellular component (GO): membrane; axon; synapse
Molecular function (GO): phosphatidylserine binding; SNARE binding; clathrin binding
Source: RefSeq, a predicted model, not a curated record